Molecule: messenger RNA, 5282 nt
Organism: Xiphias gladius (swordfish)
Lineage: Eukaryota; Metazoa; Chordata; Actinopteri; Istiophoriformes; Xiphiidae
Gene: tacc2
Product: transforming, acidic coiled-coil containing protein 2
Exons: 20
Coding region: 117-4355 (1412 amino acids)
Biological process (GO): cerebral cortex development; cell population proliferation; mitotic spindle organization
Cellular component (GO): cytoplasm
Source: RefSeq, a predicted model, not a curated record
UUUGUCAAACCUGCGAAUGGCUGAAUGCUGAUGGUCCGUCUGUGCUGGUGUUUUUCAGCCAGCCGACGCGAGGGGCCGUUGGUUUGGCCAGUUGUGGCCCUGCAGCUGGCUGAGCCAUGGGGAACGAGAGCAGCACAACUGAGGCGUUGGCUGAGGCUCACGCGGAGAGUUUGACCCAGAGGGACGACACAGCACUGCUAGCUGAAGCCUCGACCAGCCAGCAGAAUCUGCUGUCUCAACCAGUGCUCCUAGACGUCCCAGUCAUCACCGGAGUGGAGGAGAGCAGAGGUGCGGCUGGAGACGAGGAGGACAAAGAGGAGCUUGAGUUUCCCCAUGAUCUGCUGCCCAGUCUAGACUUCAGCAGUGAGCUCAACAUCUGGGAGUCCUCGCUAGGAGUCCUCCCAUAUCUGGAGUCUCCUCAACUAGAGUUUCUUACUCCGACUGAGGAGAUAGCUGCUCCUCUGAGACAGGAGGAGAUCCCACCACCGGAGCAGGCAGCAGAGGAGACAACAGAGAUCCCACCGCUAAAUCUUGUGGAAAGGCCAGUGGAUCUCCCUGAACCUUUAAAGAAAUCAGCAGAGCUCCCAGACCCAACACAGCAGACAGCAGAGCACAAAACAAAGAGUACAGUAGCAGAGCUUUCAGAACUAACCAAGAAAGAAGAGGAGCCUCCAGAAGAACAUCCAGAACCCAAAGAGCAGCCAGUAACUUCUUCAGAAAUAGUAGAUAAGCCAGCUGAGAUCCUAGAACCAGCAAAAAGCACAGAAGAGCUCCCAGAGCCAACGAAAAAUGAAGAACCAGAACCAACAAAGGUGACAACAGAGCCCCUAGAACCAGAGAAGAAGCUGAUCAGUGGGCUGCCAGAAGACCUGGUGGAGAAACCUGUAGAGAUCCCACCCGAGGAGCCAUUUAAAGUGCCAUCUGAGGAAACUUCAGUGACAGAAACAGUCCAGGAUCCUGCUGAGGAGAUACAGGAUAGCAGGCCCUCCCUUGCUGUGCAAGCAGAGAGAAGUGACCGUCUCCCUGCCUCUCCCCUGCCUCCUACUUCCGAAUACCACUUCUUGCCUGCCCCCCGCCCUCACCUCCACGGCAGUACAGAGUUCCCCACUCCUCCUCCCACACCCCCAGAGAGGCACACACCUGAAGUUCUACCAACCCCACCUGCAUCCCCGCGCCUUCCUCCUCCUCCUCCAGCCCCUGCCUCCCCUCCUGCACCUUCUGCUUACCAGUGUGAGGACCCCUGCCCUGCUUCUGUACUUCAACACCCCCUUUUAAGGAGCUCAGACUCUGAUGGAGCAUUUGAGACCCCUGAAUCCACAACCCCAGUGAAGGCUGUUUCUCCAACAGAUCCCCAGGCCCAGCAACUGACGUCUGAUGACAAAGGUACAGUAAGAAUAGCAGACUCCUCUGUCAGUGAUCCUGCUUCAGAAUUGACUUCAGGUGACCCACCCUGCCGUUCUCCGUCCACUGCUUUUGAUGAAAACAAACCCAUUGCAGCCAGCGGCACAUACAACAUAGACCUUUUUCCUGCAGAUUCAGCAAGUCACACACUGACUCGUUCCCUCAGCCUCCAGGGAGGAGAACUAGACAGCUCUGGUUUGUUGGACGUAUCCGCAACAGGAGGUUUCCGACCACAUUCUGAAUCCUUCAGCGUAGGCACUGAGAGUGCCCCAGGCACACUCCACAGGCCCAAGAAAGUCCGUUCUGGGUCUUUGAAGAAGAAGCCUCUUCUCAGACAAAACUCCAACCCAGAGAGUCCAAGACCAGCUUCAUCCAGCAGUACCCCAGAGAUCAAGAAGCGGGCAAAGCCUCGAACUGCCAGCCCUCUCCAGGCUCAGGAGGAAGCUGAAGGAGGAUCUGCAACCCCUAGCCCUGGAGGAACCCUCCGAAGGACCAGGAAGAGCUGUGUUGAAACUCCACCUCCUCUCCCAGAGGAGACGAAUCAUACCAGCCAAGAGGAAAGCCUUGUCGUCUCUUUCUUACCCUUGUGCCACGAGGAGACACCUCUCCGUGGCAGUGAUACAGGUGAAGACGAACCCCCCAUCCCCCCUAGUGGCUCCUACAAAUGGGAUCCAGAUAAUUUUGAGAACAUUGACCCGUUCAAGACUGGAGGUAGUAAACUUGCCAACUCCCCGGUUCUGGGUCGUAAGGGUACGGUGUGCGCCCCCAUUGCUACCUCUGCAGAGAGUCCCCCUGUCCCUGCUGUGGAACCACGUCACCCCAGUCCUCCAGCUCCUCUUGACGAGCCAAUCACCGAGCCUGAAGAGCAACCCAUCAUCUCCAAGCGUCAAUCAGUAAGGCUGGAGUUUGACUACUCUGAGGAGAGCAGCGAGGCAUCACACCAGGCCUCUCCCCCACCCAAGAAAGUGGGCAAGAAGCUCGGUGCCAAGAUGCCUCUGAGGAAACCAAAGCUGGGGCUGAAGAAGCCCCCUGCAACGCAGACGGAGCAGCUGGACAACGACCCUCCAGCAACCCACAAUGGUAACGAGGAUGAAAUCCCUGUCCCUAAAGCAUCCUACAACUUUGAUACUGACAAAUGGGAUGAUCCGAAUUUCAAUCCAUUUAAUUCCAAGAAAGGAAUCACAAACUCCCCUAAACUGUCCAGGCCGUCUUAUAGCUUUGACCCCAAUAACUUUGAUGACACCAUAGACCCUUUCAAAUCCUCCAAUAAGAUGGCCAUCUCCCCUCCUAAGGCCUCUGCAUCAUUUGAACUGUCAUCCAAUGACUAUGACAAUGAAAAUGACAAUGACAACAUAGGGGAACUGGAGGACCAAAAUCAGAACAAACCUGCCAAGAAGAAGAAAACUCCUAUCAAAUCUAAUACUUUCAGAGUGAAGAGAUCGCCAAAGAAGUCACCAUUGUCAGACCCAUGCCAGGAUCCUGCUUCUGCAGAUGAACCUCCCUCACUCCUCCCGCAGGACGACCAUGCCACGGACGAGGAGAAGCUGGCCUCCUCCACCAGUCAUAAGUGGGCAGCCCUGAAUGACAUGGAUGCAGAUUUUAACUCUGACCAACAAGACUUCCCUCAGCCAUGCGACCUUACUUCCUUCGUUAAUGAGAACAGUCUUCCUCAUCAGACUCUAGACUAUGAAAUUGAGUACAUGGAGAAGAUUGGCUCCGCCUCACCUCCACUGUCUGUGAAGAAGCCGUCUUUGUACCUGAAGCUGGAUUCAGUAUCUGACAACUUAACCAAGAAUACUUGUGCACAUGGAUCUGAGCCCACCUCCCCCUGCACAGGGAGUUUUGAGGAGAUGGAGGCCCAGAUAACAGCAGGUAUGAAGACACCAGUGCUGAGCUCUCGGCCUGGUCCUGAGGGCUCUGCUGGGGACAAAGGCAGGAAGAGAGAAAGCGAGUCACUUAGCCGAACACAGAGCACAGAGAGGGAUGAACAGUCCCCUAGCCAGGGCCCCCUGGAGGCCCCUGCUCCCGCCCUGGCCAUGCCACUGUUAGACAGGCUGGCUGAGUGUGACGACCCCCUGCAGUACCUGGAGCCUGACCUGGCUGAGACCAACCCCACCGCAUUCGCCCAAAAACUACAGGAGGAGCUGGUACUUGCUGCCCUGAGGAUAGAGGCUCUGCAGGUAGCCAAAAACAUCUCUCAGUGUCCCUCCCUCACCACUGUAACCCCCCAGAAGCACAGAGAUGUGUCAUCUCCAGUAGAGAGUGCUGUGUCCAAGAACUCGCUGUACACCAGGACCACCAGCACCAGCUACAUCGAAGGGGAGAGCCCCCACCUGCCCAGGGAUCUGGACCACUCGUUGGGAAUUGCACGAGAAGAGAUUGUGGCAAAGGAGAAAGAAGUGCUGGAGUGGCAGAGGAAGUAUGAAGACAGCCGGCAGGAAGUGGUGGAGAUGAGGAGAAUUGUUGCGGAGUAUGAGAAGACAAUUGCACAGAUGAUAGAGGAUGACCAGAAAGAGAAGUCUCUCUCCCACCACACCAUCCAGCAGCUGAUCAUGGAGAAGGACCAGGCCUUGGCCGACCUCAACUCCGUAGAAAAGUCUCUGGCUGACCUCUUCCGACGUUAUGAGAAGAUGAAAGAUGUGCUGGAGGGCUUCCGCAAGAAUGAAGAGGUUCUGAAGAAGUGUGCUCAGGAGUAUCUGUCCAGAGUCCGUAAGGAGGAACAGCGCUAUCAAGCCCUGAAGAUUCAUGCAGAGGAGAAACUAGACAAGGCCAAUGCAGAGAUAGCUCAGGUACGAACCAAGGCAAAGCAGGAGCAGGCUGCCUACCAGGCCAGUCUGAGGAAGGAGCAGAUGAAAGUGGACUCUCUGGAGCGCACUCUGGAGCAAAAAAACAAAGAGAUCGAGGAGCUGACAAAGAUCUGUGAUGAGCUGAUCGCCAAGAUGGGGAAGAGUUAGGGCCACGCCACACCAAGGCCAAAUCUCAAAGAGAAGAGGAGUGGUUGUGGAAAAACUACUGGGAAAAUGAACCAGAUCAGUAAUAUUUAUUGCUCUUCCAUGGACUGAUGGACAUCUAAGGCCAAAGUGGUCUUGGGAUUUUAUUUCCUACUGACUUUGUGUAUACAGAUCCACAGGAAUGGCUUCUUCUUAGUCACUCUGUACAUUUUUGAUGUGUCAGUGUAUCGUACUGUAUCAGGGGUCUGGUUUAAAGUUUUAGAAAAUUUACCAUAUCACUAAUGAGUGUGUCUGUGUGGCCGUGUGUAUGAUAACGAGAAAGUGAGAGUGUCGUUUUUGGGUGAAAUGAUCUAUAACGAUGUUGCCAUGACAGCCAUUGAGGGAGAAGACUGUUUACCCACUCUUGUUGUUGUCUCCUCAUUACAUAAGAGAAAGAUAGACUUUGAUAAAAGAGUACCAGAGAGUUAGAUUCAUUCAUAAUAUGUUGAUAUACCACUAAGAGAACACAAACUAUCACACUGGCUUAUUGCAUGUGAAAGAGAAAGGAAAAGUUGUAAUGUUAAUGUUUGUAUAUACUGUAGGGAGUUCCAAGUAUCUGCAUUUUUGAUAGUUAUUCUGUCAUCCUCAGUCUGCUUUCCUCAUGUAACCUUGUAGAUAUUUGUCAUACUUGUCAUAGCUUUCUCGAUGAAAUCGUGGGACUUUAUUUUUUGGAUUUUAUUUUGAUAUAAAGCAAACUAAUCGUGACUGUAUUCAGUUGUGACCAGGAGUAAUUUAAUUUUGGAUGGAUAUGUCCUAGUCCUUCUAUGGUCGUUGUGUUGCACUGAGGAAUAACUUCUCUGCACAGCUACUGUACAGCAUCUGCUUACAAAGUGCAAUAAAAGAUGGCAAUACAGCAUACUGGAUAUACUCUGCUUCUUUCCCUGCAUAACA